GCGACUUUUAUUUUCAAAUUGUUUGCAUAUUUUUAUGGUAGUUUACAUGUCGUUUGUGGUGUCCAUUGGAAAGCAGCUAGUUAACCUGCUCAACCAGACGCGCGGCUGCUGUGGACGGAGUUGAGCUACAGUUAGCGGACGUUUUCAGAGCAUCAAUGUCACAGGAGGAGCUGGUCGUGGACCCGGGGACAGGUGGGGGGACGGGUGGGGGCAGGAGCCGCCUCGGCCUGGUCCUGACGGGGGUGGUGGGGGGCUCUCUGGUCGCCCUGUACGCCGUGGCUGCUCCGUUCGUCACCCCCGCCCUGAGGAAGGUUUGCCUCCCGUUCGUCCCCGCGACCACAGCUCAGGUGGGAAACGUCCUGCAGGCGCUGCGAGCCAGAACCGGGACUCUGGCGGACAUCGGGAGCGGAGACGGCAGGAUCGUAAUUGCUGCUGCCAAACAUGGAUUCCAGGCAUCGGGUUUUGAGCUGAACCCCUGGCUGGUGUGGUAUUCUCGCUACAAGGCCUGGAGGGAGGGAGUCCACCGUUCCACCUCCUUCCACAUCUCUGACUUGUGGAAGGUCAGUUUUUCUCAGUACUCCAACGUGGUUAUUUUCGGUGUCCCACAAAUGAUGGAGCAGCUGGAGCUGAAGCUGGCCAGUGAACUUCAGAGUACAGCCAAGGUGGUGGCCUGCCGCUUCCCCUUCCCUACAUGGGUCCCUGAGCACACUGCAGGGGAGGGCAUAGACACUGUGUGGGUGUACGAUGCCAAAACCUUUAAAUCCAGUCUGAAUCAUAAUCUGACAAGAAAAACAAUGUUAGAGAAACAAGAUACAUCUGAUUCACACACGUAACAGGACUCAGUAUUUGUUAUUAAAUUGCCAUUGUAUGCACGACGAGCAAGAAUGUGAGUGAAACGGACCCCCAGUGAGCAGUUGUGGUUCCAGCCUUUACUGUCCAUGUCUAUGGGGGGCUGGAGGAUAAAACAUUAAAGUCUUUACUAAAGUGAUGCUCAAUGCUUGCCCAGGGGUCAAAGAAUCAGAAAGAAGUUUAUUGCCAAGUAGUUUAACACACACAAGGAAUUUGUUGUGGUGAUUGGUGCAAUACAAAAGAGCAAAUAAUAUUAAAUGAAAAAAUGUACAAGUUGGUUCUAAAUCGCCGGAGUGAUGAGUCUAGGAAAAAUAAUAUUUUUUGUACAUGAGGUGACCUGGGACGUGCGUUAAUGUGACGCAUAAGGUCAGGUCAGAGUCUUUACGUUAAUGUAACGCAGAGUUAGUCCAUGUUCCAGACCAGAUAUCAGCACCACUCAAGGUGACAAAACUUGCUUAUAAUUUUUGAAAAGAUCCAUGUCUGUAGAUGAUAUUUUGGUAUGAUAACCCUUCCUGAGUGGCAGCUGUAUCA
Molecule: messenger RNA, 1380 nt
Organism: Cololabis saira (Pacific saury)
Lineage: Eukaryota; Metazoa; Chordata; Actinopteri; Beloniformes; Belonidae
Gene: atpsckmt
Product: fATP synthase c subunit lysine N-methyltransferase
Exons: 4
Coding region: 156-833 (225 amino acids)
Biological process (GO): peptidyl-lysine trimethylation; positive regulation of proton-transporting ATP synthase activity, rotational mechanism; regulation of mitochondrial ATP synthesis coupled proton transport
Cellular component (GO): mitochondrion
Molecular function (GO): protein-lysine N-methyltransferase activity
Source: RefSeq, a predicted model, not a curated record